Zygosaccharomyces rouxii is the source of this 1002-nucleotide messenger RNA. RefSeq names its product S-methyl-5-thioadenosine phosphorylase (gene MEU1). The transcript has a single exon. Gene Ontology annotation, cellular component: cytosol. The coding region runs from base 1 to 1002 and encodes 333 amino acids. Lineage: Eukaryota; Fungi; Ascomycota; Saccharomycetes; Saccharomycetales; Saccharomycetaceae. Gene Ontology annotation, biological process: nucleoside metabolic process. Gene Ontology annotation, molecular function: S-methyl-5-thioadenosine phosphorylase activity. The record is from RefSeq and is a predicted model, not a curated record.
AUGAGAAAUAGCUGUAUCAGGCUCAGGCAACUCUUACGAUCAAAGAUGACCAAUUCAACUCUACCAACACACUUCGAUGGUGAAAUAGACUUAGGUAUCAUUGGUGGUACCGGUCUUUACAAGUUAGACUGCCUAGAACAAGUGGCAAUCUUACCGGAGGUGCAGACGCCGUGGGGUAAAACUUCCUCUCCGAUAACCAUUUCCAAAGUUACUGGUGGCCGUAAUCCCUUCCACGUUGCCUUCCUUGCACGUCACGGGUUACACCAUCAAUACCCACCCAGUAAAGUCCCCUUCAGAGCCAAUAUCGCCGCACUAAAACAUUUGCGUUGUAAAGCUGUCCUAUCGUUCAGUGCUGUCGGAUCUCUACAAUCCUAUAUCAAACCUCGUGAUUUUGUUUUACCACAACAGAUUAUCGAUCGUACCAAGGGGUUAAGGGAUCAUUCUUAUUUUAACGAUGAAGGUCUUGUAGGCCACGUUAUGUUCGGAGAUCCAUUCUCCCGCUCAUUUGCCGAUUAUAUCCAUGGAUUUCAUCACGUUCUGGAAAAUCCUGAUUCACCAUUACCAUGUCUUUUACAUCAUGAUAGAGAAUUAACUGUGGUUUGUAUGGAGGGACCUCAAUUUUCCACUAGAGCCGAAUCUAGAAUGUAUAGAAAUUUGGGAGCUCAUGUUAUCAAUAUGAGUGUAAUCCCCGAGGCUAAAUUAGCUCGCGAAUGUGAAUUACCUUAUCAAAUGGUCUGCAUGUCUACCGAUUAUGAUGCAUGGAAAGAACACGAAGAACCUGUUACCGUGGAAAGUGUCAUGAGUCAUUUGGCUAAUAACGGUAGAAAUGCUAAUUCCCUAGCAUCUAAUGUGGUCCAAUCCAUGGCUCGUGAAUUACCUGAAUUUAUGAAAUCUGGUGAUGGUUUGAAGGGUUCUGUGAAAUUUUCGAUUUCUACUAAACCUGAAGCAAUGUCAAAGGAAACUUUACAGAAGCUAAGAUUUUUAUUCCCAGAUUACUGGUAA